CUGGCACUGAAUCCAGCUGAAUCAAUGUGAGCAGGGCUGCAGCAUUUUUGAAGGUCUUUCCGGCUUUCUUCUUUUGCUUGGAGGUGAUUGGAGGGGCUCACAUUUCAGCGUUAACUUGUGAGGAGCAUUGUCAGGAUGGGCAAUUGUGCUUGCCUCCCGGGCAAUAAGCACAGGUCUACGGCGCUGGGACCGGUUCCAAAAGCGGUCAGUGAACUCUUUCAGGCGCUGUCACAGGGGAAGGCUACUCUGACUGAAGAAGUCGUGCGGACUUACCUAAAGGCACAGGGGGUUGUUUCUUCUGAAACAGAAGUUCACCACCUCAUUGCCAGUUGCAAGCAAGCAGUGUCAAACCGACGAACGUCUGGCGCCUCCGAAGCGGGCCCUCUUGAUAUCGACCUAGACGAAUUUCUGGCACUCCUACAAGACACCGAUGUCAAUGCUCUCCAUGAGGUUGGGAAGGUCACCCAUGACAUGAGCCUGCCUCUCUCCCAUUACUAUAUUUACACUGGACACAACUCGUAUCUGUCUGGAAACCAGCUGAACAGCGACAGCAGUGCCGUCCCCAUCAUCGAUGCCUUGAAACGUGGGUGUAGAGUUAUCGAGCUUGACUGCUGGCCGGAUGGAGACGACCAGAUCAAAGUGGUGCACGGCAUGACGCUGUGCAAGCCCGCUCCAGUUUUGGAGCUGCUCCACGCCAUCAAAGAGUACGCCUUUGUGGCGUCGGACUUCCCGCUGAUGCUGACGAUCGAGAACCACCUGCCGGUGCCGCUGCAGAAUCUGCUCGCCCAGCAUUUCAAAGACAUCUUUGGCGAGCAAUUGUUCACGAAGACGAGCGACGGCCCCCUCCUGUCGCCAAACGACCUCAAGCGACGGUUUCUCAUCUCCACCAAGUCGACGAAAGAGACGGCGGAAGGCGUCAAAGGGGCCAAGAAGCCGCCCCCGGAUCUCACCCCCGUGGCGGAGGGAGGGAUCCCGGCAGAAGAACCGGAAGACGACAUAAAGCGGACGGGGCAAGGACCAGAGGCAGCGUCCAACGGACACGAAACCGCUGGGAGCAAUCCAGGAUCCAAGCGGCCCUCUCUUGCCGAGGUCGACGCCGAGGCCGUCGUUGCUGACGUGGCAACCCCGAGCGACGCCGCUGAGUUCGACAAGAGCCUCUCAUCGCUUAUCUACAUCCCCACUUUAAAAAGCAAGCUCGUGGGCACGCCGGCGAGUGAGCGGAAGGCGAUACGCGCCAGCUUCAGCGAGCCGCAGUUCGACGAAGUGGCGGAAAAGGACCCCCUUGUCCUGACCAAGUUCUCCCAGCACAACAUGGUUCGGGUGUACCCUUACGGCCUCCGCUUCGAUUCAUCGAACCUGGACCCUGUCAAGGUGUGGUGCCACGGGGGCCAGCUGGCAGCCAUGAACAUGCAGGGAUACGGCCGUAAUCUGUGGCUCGCCCACGGUUUCUUUCUUGCAAACGGGGGGUGCGGUUACGUCCGGAAACCAGAGUUCUUCUACCCCCCUUCCACUGAAAUUGCCGCUAACGGCACUCCAGUGGAAGCUGUCUUCAAUCCUAGGCAAACUACGCCCGUGAGAACAACGCUAAAGAUUCGAAUCCUCUGGGGAUGCGAUACGCAUAAGCGCUUCGACGCCAUGAGCCUGCCGGACUUCUUUGUGCGGGUUGCGGUGUGCGGCGUCCCGGUGGACACCAAAAAGUCCCACACGAAGGUGCACCGCAACACGAACCACCCGAUCUGGGAGAACGAGCUGUUUGAGUUCCCGUUGACGGCCCCCGAAUUAGCGAUCCUUGCCCUCGAGGUCCGUGAAUCGGACACGUUGCAGCGCGACGACUUUGCUUGUCAAGUUUGCAUACCCGUCGCUGAGAUGCGUACGGGGAUCCGUUCUGUAGCGAUGAAGGAUGCGAAAGGCAACGUCAUCCCUGAUGGCCAGGCGAAGUUGUUGGUCCACGUAGAGCUCUCCGCUUAGUAACCCUCAGUAGCUUUCUUGAUUAUCACUUUCCUGAGACUUGAGCUAUGUCUGCUUAUUAUUUUACUAUAAGUCUUGACACGAAGCAAGUCCGGAAAGCGGAUGAGAGACCUUCAGUCUAUCUACGUACAAGACUUGGCAGGAAAUGGCUCGGUUUGAUCUAAAUGAGGGUUGACAUUGUCUAGCGAACAGCCUAACGCAAGAGAUCAAGUAAACAGGUUCAGCAGCCAGAUUAGAAGUCAAACGUGUGCUCAUGAUCUCAGAAAGCGCGCACAACUGAAUUGUUUAAAGGGCCGUUCCUCACUUGGCGACCAUUGUGAGACGUCUGGUGAAAGGCCCGUUGCCACAUUUAUUCAGCUUUCGAUUGAUUGCAGCUUUUCCGGCA
Molecule: messenger RNA, 2353 nt
Organism: Klebsormidium nitens
Lineage: Eukaryota; Viridiplantae; Streptophyta; Klebsormidiophyceae; Klebsormidiales; Klebsormidiaceae
Source: the annotation of a GenBank genome assembly